Ogataea polymorpha is the source of this 4769-nucleotide messenger RNA. RefSeq lists its product as uncharacterized. The coding region runs from base 385 to 2187 and encodes 600 amino acids. Gene Ontology annotation, biological process: regulation of DNA-templated transcription. NCBI's taxonomy places the organism in Eukaryota, Fungi, Ascomycota, Pichiomycetes, Pichiales, Pichiaceae. The record is from RefSeq and is a predicted model, not a curated record. The transcript has a single exon. Gene Ontology annotation, molecular function: zinc ion binding; DNA-binding transcription factor activity, RNA polymerase II-specific.
GACACACUAGACAAUACGUUUAACAAUACAAAUGCAUUACACGCGCAUCAACAUGAAAAGAUUUGUAAAACCGACCACGGCAUUGGCUAGAGAUGUUGAAUUCUUUUUCCAGAGGCAUAAUAAGCUUUUAGAGAGCGCCGUCUUUCAACUCAAGUGACUUGUACUUCCCGGCUCUCAAAUGCCUGGGUUGCGCUGAGAUAUGCAACGACACACCCUGGCUGCCUCGUGAAGCUCACCCCGUUUUUCCCGGACUCCUCCAUGCCACCCCCAACCGGGCUCGGAGAUGACACCCCGACACCUUAUUUUCCCCGGAUUAUCUGCAUACCUUGCAUCUGGACCUGGUUGUAGUUAAAAGCAAUCUCCUUGCACUUUUUCGACACACCAAUGUCUGAACCUUGCAAACGGAAAUUGGUGACGCUUUUACCCAACACCAUGAAAAAGCGCCAGCAGAGGGCCGCUCCCAAGCCCACCACGGUGUUCAACAACCCUCAGGGUGCUACAAAAAGCCAGCCCAAGCUUCGCUUCCUUAAGUCUUGUGCAAGGUGUCGCAAACACAAAAUCAAAUGCAAUCUCAGCGAAACGCGCCCAAACCCGUGCUCUGCCUGCUCCCGUAGGGGCCACGAUUGUCACAUAGAAACUGUCGUCCAUGUCCAACGCUCCACAAUCAUCAAGAACAUUGCCGACAGCAUUGAGGACAUGAAGGCCCUGGUGGACAUGUUGAUGUUGCAGGAUCGUUUACUUCAAAACAUUUGCCAGGAAAGAGGAAUCAAGGUAGACGGGCUUUUCGAUCUAGAGUCUAUCUCUGCUUACCCCUCUCCCAUGUCUUCACAUACUCCUUCUUGCGACGAGAGCUGCAAGUCGCUUUCCAUCGACUCGUGUUCGCCGGUCCCUUCGGAUGACGAGUAUUCUUUCGAUGAAUCCCCUUGCUUCAGUCUUGGUAGCAAGGACUAUUCUGCCGUCACUAUCCAGUCAUGGUUCGGCGUGUUCAACACAAGCUACCUGGAAAAAGUGCCCAUCAUGCACCACAUAUCCUCGCCAACUCGGUUGCACCAUCAGUCGCCACUUCUCUUUUGGACUGUCGCCUAUCUAGUGUCCAAAGAUGCAGACAUUGUUGGCUAUUUGAAACAGCAGUUGCAGGACUCCACCGAUAUUUAUUCCAUUCAGGCCAUUGUACUGUUGGCGUCGUUUCCUCAAAAACACAAUUUCGACAUAUACUCUCUUCUUCAGCGUGCAAAAGAGAUUGCCGUCCAGCACGAACUCAACAAAGAUUAUUCCCCGCACUCGAAAUUAUCCUCCACUCACUCGCAAAAUAUCUGGUGUUUGAUUUUUGUGCUUGGAACUCUACAUAGCUUCAGACUGGGGAAACAAUGGUCGUCGUCGUCAGACAGGCUGUUGGAGCUUAAGAAAAAUCAGAGCUCGUAUACUGGAGAGCUGGUGAAUAUCACGCUCUAUUUCUCAAAGAUGCUGAACAGCCUUGUUUUCGACAUUGACAAGGAAAACGCAGCAAAGGACAAUCUUGUCAAGAGCUCGCUGUCUUCCUGGAAGCACCAGUUGAGCUCAAUAGCGUCGCCGGAGGAUCAGUCCCUUCGCUCUUUAUUGUCUGUGAUCCAUCUAACUCUAACUCUUCUAGAGCCGGCAAAAGAACUGGCCGACAAAGCUAUCCAAUACUCUACCCUGAUCAUCCGUUGUCGCGAACUGGUCGACCAGCUGGUGGGGGUGAAUGUCGAACAGUCCCCAAUAUUUAUUAAGAUCGCUCUGGAUUUUGCCACGCUCUUGACUCUUCGCCUCAGCACCACGCCUUAUAGCUCUUGCGCUAAAGAAGAACAAGCAGCUUUGGAGAUGUUUGUUAAAAUGUUCAAAAAACUCUCAUCCACGCGAGGUCUUGAAAACUCAUCAGAGCUGAUAAUGUCAAUCGUCCAUUACCAAACCACAACCAUUUCUCAUGGGGCUCUGUAUUACCAAACAUACUCGUUUGCAACCAAGCUUUUGCAAGGCCUUUACCCAACGUUGAAUGACGUACAGAACCCAGAUACUGAGGAUCCAUACGUGAUGGACGCUGAAUACCGCUUGUUCCAGCAGCUCAAGAACUUGGAUUUGAGCAACCCAGAGAAACCAAAGCCUUUCGACGUUGUUGACGUGUUCUUGAAAUUGGAAGAUGAAACAGAUACUCUAAAUGAGAUGCUUUAACACUAUUUAUACGAUUGUGCAAUCGUCGGGCCCAAUACCAUACAUAAUUUUGUCCACCGAUCGUUUGAUGCUAACCCAAUCACUGCGGCGACUCACAAAGGAAUAUACCUCUUCUGGACUAAAGAUACCGUUGUCUCGUCCAAGGUCUAUCACUAGCUUCCCAAGAUCCUUGCAUUUAUUUUUAUCGUCGCAUUCAAUCAAAAACAGCUGGCUGAUUUCUUUGAAAGCCACCAGGUACUGCACCGUUUGCUUAAUUUUGUACUUCACAAAAAAGUCGUACAGGUAGUUGAUAUCGGUGAUGAACUGGAUCGCACCUAUAGUUGAAAUAUUCAGUUUCGUGGUCAGAAGUUUUAUAAACGUCGCAAUAAACCUCUCGCCAAUCUCUUCUUUGAAUAUAUCCAAUAUGGAUUUAUCAAUAGAUUCCGAUAACAUUUUAAAGUGUGACUCCAGUAUUGUAACAGUUUGCUUCACGUAGACACUUGGCUGGCCAUUUUUCAUCCCCAGUUGUUCCAUAUUCACCAAAUUGUAAGUUCCUUCAUUCACCUGGGACCUGAGAAUGCACAUAUUAACCUCAUUCAUGAUUACUUGAAUGCUGAUAUCCAGUCCAUCAGCGACGUAUGUGUCAAGCAUUAUUUCGAGCUUGGAUAUUGUCUUUUCGCACUGAUUGGAAGAUAAAAAGUCUCUACUUUUCUGAGGUUUUGUUUUCACAAUCUCAUUCUUCACUAGCUCUUCGUUAUAGAAGAUGUUGAUCAUUUGUAAAAUUAGGUCUCCAACAUUAACAAGUUCAAUGAAGUUUGUUAGCGGCUCCACUUUGUAAUCCACACUAACCUCCAACUCUGCUGGGUUAUACUCUUUCAAUCGAGUCAGUGCCUCUUGAAACCCGCUUUUUAUAUGGCGGUCAAUCAACGUUGAAAGCAUGUCUAUGAAUAUGUCCUGGCACACUUUGUGAAUACUGGCUUUUAUUUCGGAAGUGGCUGAGUUUUUGGUCAGUCCAAGUAAUAGGUCGUAGCUGUUUUUGACAUGCUGUAGAAUUAGAACAGUCAAGUCCAUGCUAACCAGAGAUUUGAUGUUUUGAACAUUGGUAGUCAAUAUUUGAAGCUUAGCUGCAAACUUUGUCAAUUUCGUCUCAUUCUCGAUCUCCUCUUUCUCUGUUUUCUUAGCUCCUUUAAGUCUGAAUAUAUUAGUGAAACUGCUGAAAAUGUCGAAUGUGUGGUUUGUUUGUGCUUCUGAGGAAUCAUCUACAAAUUUGAGUAUUUCUUGUUCCAGCAUUUUCUCAUUCUCUACUUUGUUAAGCUCCCAGGUCUCUAUUAGGUGCACGAGAGAUUGGUGGCAUUGUUUUGGUAGCUGAUCGGAGAACUCCACCAAGUGGGGUUCAUAGUAGAAGUUGAUGAAUCCAAUAAUCACCGGAUAGUAAUCCAUCUUUGUGGCCUUGUCCGUCGAGUCCAUUGCGCUCUGUGGAUAGUGCAAAUUUUCAAAGGUUGUCAGGAGUUUAUGAUGCAAAAAAGGAACGCACUGGAAAUAGAGCGAGUUCUCGUUCAUGAUGUUGACAUGAGGCGGGUCGGUCUUUUCGUCUUCUGGCUCUGGCUCCAAAUCUACUGGCUCAUCAAGACCAUCAAUAUGUUUUGCCCGAUUUAUCAGUUUUUCAACCAGUCCUCCAAUGAAGUAGUUACCAAGAAACGUCUCCAUCAGCUUCAACACGAUGGGUACCUCAUCGGCAUUGGUAUCAAAUAUUCGAUCAAUUUCAUUCAAUUGAGUGUUCAGUAAGCUUGCAAUUUGAUUGAAGAUGGUGUCGACUUCUACAAAAUCCAAGUAGUGUCCUUUCACAACCCCGCGAGCCUUGUGUGUAGCCCUCUUGAGAACACGGUCCACUGUAUCUUUGGAUGACAAAAAUGAGUAUGAAUUGACAUAUCUGUCAAGAAAAAACUCCAGUAGAGCCUCCAAGCUGUCCACCUCGAUGUCGCCAAUAUCCAAAUUUAAAUUGUCAAGUGCGCUGAUCAGUUUGCGUGCCUCCUUGAAGUCCUCUUGCUUCAACCGUAUAUCAAUUUCUCGAAUCACUGAUGUGACAAACAGGUCCAAAAUCGUAUUGAGUCUGAUGACCAUAUUCCUAUAUCUGUCCUCAUGUCUGUAUAUUUGUAUGAAUUUGCCCAAACCAGCAAAGAGCAUGGAUUGGUCAAAUGGGUUAUUGAUUUCUUUGAACACCGCAAGCGACUGAAAAUUGGAGUAGUUCUUUACUAGUAGAUCGUUCGCUAUGGGCGCCAUGAUUUCGUAGAUUUUGAUGAACUCCAAGCGGGCUAGAUUUGGAUCAGAAACGCUUCUUGAUACACAAUUGAUAGGUGUCAAUUCCUCGUCAAUGAGCAUAGAAGUAUCUCCAAAAGCCCUUUCAGUUUUUGUUCUCCCAUUUGUACUUUCCUGACUAGCCGGCCUUUUCCAGCAGUGUAUGGUUUUCAGAUACCCUAUCCACAACUUAUUGUCAUUUAUAAUCUCAUUGUAACAGGAUUUAUUAACUAGGCUAAAGUUUAGCAAGUCCCGAAAGUUGCUAAUAUUCACUGCAAUUGUGUGAACAAUAUUGGCGGGUAUCACCU